Molecule: messenger RNA, 2229 nt
Organism: Paramisgurnus dabryanus
Lineage: Eukaryota; Metazoa; Chordata; Actinopteri; Cypriniformes; Cobitidae
Product: carboxypeptidase A1-like
Biological process (GO): proteolysis
Molecular function (GO): zinc ion binding; metallocarboxypeptidase activity
Source: RefSeq, a predicted model, not a curated record
GUUAGAUCAGCGUAGCAGUCAAAAAAACGGGACACUAAAUUAGGCUCAAAAUACGGGACGUCCCGGCUAAAACGGGACAGUUGGCAAACAGCACCCUUACCCCCUGCUGUAUUACGGAUAACUGGUGGGGUAGGAACUUUGGGAGUCGAGACGGAUGGAGUAAGGUUCUCAAGAAACAUGACUGCCAGCACACGACCCUCCAGGAUGGGAGACAGUGGCGCAUGCGAAGAGCCUGCUCGGCAUGGUCCUUUGCCACUACACACUGGACCAGGCAACCCUACCAAGUUCCAGUAGGGCAGACGAACCAAAUCCCCCCACUCCUGCAAGGGUGGGUGGGUCAUAAAGAACGGCGAUGAUGUAUGCUCUGGCCAAAACCUCUACCAUUCUGCGUUCGAGGCCCCCAGCAUCUCAGGAAACAGGGCUGUCUACUGGGGUCCUUUCUGGACAGUUCGUUCUGUCAGAAUGAGACUGGCUGACCCAAGCGCAGACAGAUGAGGUUAUAACAAAGACUUUAUUUACAAACAAAAAAACGGGAGAACAAAGCCCACAAGGGUGUAAAACAAAAAAAAAACUUAAGUAGAGCAGACCAGGAAAGCACAGUUAGAAUAAACAAUGGCUAUGUGCUCUCACAAAAAACACGUAGGGCUGUCAUGAUCCUGUCACAACACUAGAAACGAAUAUUGCUUUUAUUGCUAGUUGAAAGAUUAAAGAAAUAACGAACGAAGGUUCAGGAAGGAACUUAGGCAAUUUUUAUUUUGUGAGAUAGUUCAGCGCUUUCGUAUAAGAGCAGCUUUGAGGUAAACAAUAACCAGAGUAGAGAUCAUUUCAUGAAGAGGAGAACAUGAAGCUUUAUCUGUAUCAAGCCAUCUUUACACUUCUGGUCUGUGAAGGACUCAUUAAAGGAGACCAAGUUUUCCGAAUCCAUGCGGAAACUGAGGACCACCUUGAGGUUCUGAAUAAGCUGAAAGGAAACCGGGAGCUGGAUUUCUGGACUGAUGGCAUCUCUACCGCUCUGCCUGUUGAUAUCCGUGUGCCUCACGCCAGUCUGUACGCUGUUAAAAAAUUCCUCAAUGGAAAGAAGAUCCCUUUCACAGUCAUGAUCAACAAUGUGCAGGAACUUCUGGAUAAGGAGAAAGCAGAGAUGAGGAAAAAUGCAGCGAUGGAGAGCAGUAGCAAGAUCUUUAACUUUACUACUUAUCACACCCUGGAUGAAAUUUACAGUUGGAUGGAUACUCUUGUUGCGGCUCACUCUAAUGUCGUCUCUAAAGUGGACAUUGGCAAGUCUUAUGAGAACCGGCCCAUGUAUGUCCUCAAGUUUAGCACAGGUGGAGCAGGAAAACCAGCGAUCUGGAUUGACGCUGGAAUCCACGCCAGAGAGUGGAUUUCCCAUGCAACUGCAGUGUGGAUAGCCAACCAGAUUGCCGCAGACUUUGCAAGUAAACGUGCCCCUGUGCCUAAAAUCCUGGGUGUAAUGGAUAUCUACAUGUUGAUUGUGGCAAACCCCGAUGGAUACGUCUUCUCCCACACUUCCCCAAAUGAACUUUACCGGUUUUGGCGUAAAAAUCGUUCUGUGACCUCUAACCCCAAAUGUCGUGGCGUUGACAUCAAUCGGAACUGGGAUGCUGAAUUUGGGACUCCUGGAGCCAGUGACGAUCCCUGUGCUGAAGACUACCGCGGCCCUUCUGCUAACUCUGAGAUUGAAGUGAAAAAUAUGGCCAAUUUUAUUGUGAACCAUGCAAACUUUAAAUCUUUCAUUACUCUUCACUCAUUUAAACAGCUCCUUAUGUAUCCUUACGGUUAUACUGGAAAAGACACUCCUGACAAAAGUGAACUUCACAGUGUGGCUCUGUCUGCAGCAAAUGCACUCAAAUCUUGGCAUGGCACUGUCUACCGAGUCGGAAGUAUCUUUAGCACUAUAGAGCAAGCUAGUGGUGCAAGUAUUGACUGGGCUUACAAUCGUGGCAUCAAAUAUUCCUAUGCUUUUGAGCUGCGUGAUACUGGCACAUACGGAUUCCUCUUGCCUGCGAACCAAAUCGUUUCAACUUCAAGAGAGACCUGGCUUGCUAUCAAAUACAUCAUGGAAUAUGUUUGUGAUAAACUUUAAGAUAAAUUUACAGAUGUCUUAAAGCUUCUAAUAAAAUACACAGAAGAUGUGUAUCUGAAAUUCUAAAAAAAUAAUAAGAAUGUUUUUGACAGACAUAAAUAUAAUACAUUUUAAACAAAAAUCUU